AUGAUCAGACCGACACCCGUCCUGCGAAUGCAGGCGACGCGAGCCCUUCGAUCGGGCGCGCACCCAGAUCCCAAGGCAGGAAAAUACAUAGGUGGCUGGGGAGACUUCGGCGGCCAAAAGCAAAAGGGAAUCAUCACAUACGCUCUCUCUGCCAACCAGCAAAGACCUCUCGCUGGCACGAUGCACGCCGCAGUCUUCAACGUCGCUCGACGAACAGCCCACCAGAUUCUCUACUGGUUACCGCCUCUGCUACUAGGCUAUACGUUGAUGGCGUGGGCGACCGAGAGGAACGAAUACCUCAACUCGAAACCAGGCAGGGCUGAGUUUGCCGAUGAAGAGUAG
Cyphellophora attinorum is the source of this 342-nucleotide messenger RNA. RefSeq names its product Cytochrome b-c1 complex subunit 8. The record is from RefSeq and is a predicted model, not a curated record. The transcript has 4 exons. Lineage: Eukaryota; Fungi; Ascomycota; Eurotiomycetes; Chaetothyriales; Cyphellophoraceae. Gene Ontology annotation, biological process: mitochondrial electron transport, ubiquinol to cytochrome c. Bases 1 to 342 code for a protein of 113 amino acids.